This is a messenger RNA of Cladophialophora immunda, 5044 nucleotides long. RefSeq lists its product as uncharacterized. The record is from RefSeq and is a predicted model, not a curated record. The transcript is spliced from 8 exons. NCBI's taxonomy places the organism in Eukaryota, Fungi, Ascomycota, Eurotiomycetes, Chaetothyriales, Herpotrichiellaceae. Bases 88 to 5022 code for a protein of 1644 amino acids.
GCAUCUUCGAUUCGCAUUUGAGAGCCUGCUUGCCGCCAACUGACUGCUUCCAACUCUGUCAACGAGAACGUCCACCUCGCUCCCAACAUGAUCGACCCAGAGCUUUCAGAAUUCUACGAGAAGUUGUAUGACAGGCCAUUGAGUGAGCCGAAAGACGAACAGGAUGUUAAGAAUAUCCUCACUUGCAUUAGAGCUGGGCACGGAGACCUCGAUGAUGAAGAUGAUGAUCAACUGCGGAAAGCGGGCUCGGAAAUCUUCCGGAAGAAGAUUACUAUGAUGGCAAGCAAGUCACGCAAGGUGUUGGCUCAAUUCACCAAGAUGAUCUCCAACCAGCUUUAUGACGACCCAUUUCGGUUCUUCUAUGAACUCCUCCAGAAUGCGGAUGACGCCCGGUACCUCCGGUGUGGCGAUACACCCACCAUUUGUUUUACCAUCUCUCAAAGAGAGCUCAUUGUCGACCUCAACGAAGACGGCUUCUCCUUGUCGGAUGUGCUAGCAAUUUGUAGCACUGGUCAAAGUUCUAAGACACAUGAUCAAAACUCUACUGGAGAAAAGGGAUUUGGUUUCAAAUCUGUCUUUGGAGUGGCAGACCAAGUGCACAUUACCUCGGGAUUGUGGUCUUUUCGCUUCAGGCAUCAACGGGAGGAGGAUGGAAUCGGCAUGAUUCAGCCCUUCUGGGAGCCUGGCGAGCAACUGCCAGAGAAUGUUCGCACCAGAUUCCGCCUUCAACUUUCGUUCUGCGAAAAUGACGGACUGGAAACUCUUUGCGCCCAGAUGAGAUCUUUGCACCCAAGUAUUAUCUUUGCUUUGCGCAAAAUCAAGAAGCUUUCCGUGUGCUUCGACAUUCCUGGAGCCGAAAAUGGGACGGUCUCUUUCGAAAAGUCUGUCGAUGUGGACCGAAACAUUAUGACGAUCGUUUCACGAGAGGCUGCGAAAGCCACGGAAUACUUCUACCGAAUCCUCGACGGCCAAGCGACGGACAUGCCCCGAAACAUCGAACGCACCCAGACUACCUCUAAUAUCAGAAUUGGUCUCCCAAUCUCGGCUCCAAAUGAUGGCUCCCCGCUCCUUCAUGAAGAAGGUCAAUUUGUCUUUGCAUUUCUGCCUAUUGUGCAGAUAAAAGAGCUACCUUUUUUGGUACACGCAGACUUCAUCCUGACUGGCAGUAGGCAAGCCAUUUCGGACAACUCCUGGAACAAAGCGUUAAGGAACAAGAUUGCGGUCCUAUUCUGCACGCUCGCAAAGAGAUUGGUUCUUGAAAAAAGAAUGCUGUCUUAUGAGUGGCUUGCCUAUAUUCCACUUAGACCCAUGGUUGGAUUUUUGCAGCCUCUAUCGGCUUCAAUACGGCAGAUAUUGAAGGAGGAAGAGUCGUUCUUCUCGAUGGAUGGUUCCUUACACAAGCCGAGCCGACUCCGCAUACUGACAUCCGAUUUCACCCAUCAGUCUGAAGCCCUCAUGUCAGAUUCCAGACAAGCCUGGGCCUUUUUAUCAAAAGAAUACAAAACAUCCAAUCAUGCUGCGUUGCUUGACCUUGGCACUUCAAGGCUGAACUUCAACGACGCUUUCGACCUGAUUGAAGAUGACCUCCAAAGUAAUGACUCGCGUUUACGCUCUCGGCCACUACAUGAUGCCUGGCAUGACACAUUCACGACAUUCAUCAACAAAGGGCUAGCCCUCGGCAAUGUAGGCUACAGGAAAAGGAUUCAUGAUAUGCCUAUCAUCCCUGUCAGGGUUGGUGGAGCGCUGGAAUGGCACCGCGCCGGUCCAAACAUCUUCUUCCCCCACGUGGUCAACGAAGGCACUGGUCCUGAAUGUAUCCUCCUCGAGAUGCCCACUGACGUUGAUCUUGUCGUCCUUCAACCAGAAGCAGCUACAGCGCCCAAACGACAUGAGACGUAUCUAGCCCUAGGAGUCCGACAGGCCUCUUCUGUCAAGAUCUGCACUGCUAUCACCGAAAGAAUGACAAAGUCUGGGACUAGGUAUAUCUCUGACUUACUGCGUUCGUUGGAACUCUUGUUUUGGUUUUCGUACCCUUUGAAUGUUCGAGACGAGCUCAAGGCCUCGACUUCUGGAGGGAUCUAUGGAUCAACAAAAUUGUUGUUUAUGCGUUCACGUGAGCAAUACCACGCAGAGUGUCUGGUACGCCUCGAUGAAAAUCCAAACUAUGGCGAGCACUUUUUGAACCAAAUUUAUCAGUCUUCCAAGGUCGCAACUAGAUCCCGUGGCGGUAAGACCUGGGAGCAGUGGCUGGUUGAAAUUGCCGGUGUACGUUGGUAUCCACCUCUUCAAGAUCCCUCAAGUCGCGAGAAGUUACACUGGAUACUUGAUGUCGUUCACGGCCGGGAUUCAAUUCUGUUCUUAUCUGUGAUCCAAACUUAUUGGGCGCAAGAGUACAGCGGUACGUGUCGGUUCAACUCAAAACUGGACGAAGUGCUCCGGAAGCGCCAUGUGCUUUGUAAACACGGUGGGACUGAAGAGCUUUCCAAAAGCUGGUUUCCAACUCGAGACAUUCUGUCCGUGGCGCGGAAAUAUGGCGUGGAAAACCGACUCCCAAUACUGUCAUUACCUGAUCCUCAGGAACAUUUGAUCUCCGAAUGGCCAGCCUUAAGAGACUUGGGUGUACGUUACAGCCUUGACUUGUGGUUUUAUCGCCGAGCGAUUUCACUACUCUCUGCCACAGGGCAGCCACCGACAGUCGGGCCAAUGAAGCUGGGACAGCUUUACAAAGAGAUGGCUAAUCUAGCAACUCUAGAGGAUCGAAAGACUAUUCAGGACGAUUUCAAGAACCACCCUCUUAUUUGGGAUCCCACCGGUAAUGUGUGGCGGACCAUCGAUCAAUGUGUAUGGGAAAGCCACAUUGUCCUCCAUCGCAAGUUCGUGAUAACUUCGGCAUAUGAGAAGGACACGGUCUCCGGCCUAUUCGAAACCCAUCUCCAAGUCCCAAGCGUAUCGGUGGAAUGCUUGAUCGAGGAGCUUGAGUAUUUGAGGGACUCACAUGGGCAUGAGACUAAUGAGGAGUUGCAAACCACUGUUUCAAAAGUGUAUAACCAUCUCGCUCACAUGAGUGCCACUCUGGAGCAGGGGCAGACCAUCAGGCGUUCAUUCAAGGAAAAGAAUCUGAUCUAUAAUCCUCGCAACAAUGACUGGCUGCAAUCGAAAUUUUGCGUUUGGCAUUCCACCAUGGAUAUCAGCAACCACGUUCCAAUUGCCGCCACGUAUUCAGAGUUACAAGAGUUCUUUGUAGGAGUCCUUGGGGUCCAGACAGUCACUCUAACGUUUAUGAUGAAACAGCUCGCCACAGCUGCUAAGAGUAACACAAAGACGGUCGACGGCAUCCAAAAGCUUAUGCUGGCUGUUUCGGAAUUGCUGGAUAGGGGCAGUAAUGGAUCGCAAUUCAGGAGCAGCAUGGAAGUACUCGACGAAUGCGCCUACUUACCUUGUAGAUCCAUCUCCGGGGCUACCGAAUUCCGUUCGAAGUCACAAACAUUCUUCAUUGUUGACGACGAAAUGUACGCUCGUGCGUUUAAAGACAAGCUGGUUAUGCUUGACUUCACCUAUGAGCAGGUGAACUCGUUGCACGAUCUGAUUCGUCUUCUGGGUCUGGACAACCACUACCUCGCACGACAUGUGCAAUUGAAGACCUCGGCGCUUGUUUCGACGCCGAGCUAUACCCUCAUGGCUCGGUUUCAUGAAUGUGCCUAUCCUAUUUCAUGUUGCGCCAUAGCGCACCGCAGUGCACUCUUCUCGAACCAGAGCAGACUCCUAUAUGACGCCCUGGCAAAUGCGGUCAUUCACACCUCCUCUGAGAUGUUGACCUGCCUUGUCGUCACGCAAGACGGACAACCAGUCGAGGUCCCCACCUCCAGGCCUUCUCUCGUCUCAAACUACGAACACAAUAGGCUUGAAAUCACGCUUCCCGCCGAAGAAAGAGCAACUAGGCAGUGCAUGCGCUGGCAACUCCCAGGCUAUAUCGCGUCGGAGCUCCUCGACAUCUUUGACUCUAGGGCGGAGAAGCAAAUAUAUCGAAUUAUCAAUGAGCUGGACACCGGCACAGACGACAUCCUCCUUGAGGAGGGUAUCUCACGAGUGUCAUGGCUGCCAGAAACCUGCCGUCCAGCACCUAUACCAGUACCUGCACCAGCACCUAUAGCCUCGCAGACCUCAGACUUGGCUGAUGACGAACCAAACGUUGUCGUGAGCCCUAUUCACGGGAGCCACCGACAGCCAUAUCGAGCUCUACCGGUAGAGAUCCAGCAUGAGAUCGAUGCUCCGGAUUACUGGAAGGUGAUCGAGCAUGUCCACAGACAAGCGUCGAAAAGCGGAAACACGCUUCAUCGGCGCAAUGACGAGGCUGGUAGCUUUGACGACUUGGCCGCAGAUUUGGCCGGUCUUGUGCUUGACCACCCGGUUCUCGACCCUAACGACUGUCCAAACCUGUUUGGUAAUGAUUGGCUCAGCAAUUUCCGAUUGGGCGCGGCCGGUGAGCUCUUUGUGUACGAAAUGCUCAAACACAUGCUGGGCGAUGAGUUCGGACUGCAGAAUUGGCAGAGCAACAUCAGAUACCUUGUGCAAGCACACGAAUCCUACCGACACGUAACCCGGCGCAGUGGACCAGAGACGGCGGAUAUUGUGUUCUGCCACCAGGGCAAGAGUGUCGAAUUUCAAUUCUUAGACUCGUGGACCACGGUGAGCGAUGUAUUCCAGGACUGGUAUCCUCCGUGGUACCGAGAUUCAGACAACCUGUCACAGACACCGCUGGAAUGGCUCUUCGAGGUCAAGACCACCCUCGGACCAUGUGAGACUGAGUUCUAUAUGAGCCCGAAUCAAUAUGACUUGAUGAGAGAACUUGGAACCCAAGAGGAAAGCGAGAGGACGAGGGUCUACUGUAUCGUCCGCGUGUACAACCUGCUCAGCGACAAAAUCGGCGUCAGAAUCUAUAUCGAUCCCUGGCGUUUCAGGGAGGGACGACUGGAAUUCGGUACGACAGACAAGUGGAAAGUGAAGCCGGUGGAUUGGAGAUGAUGGGUUUCCUCUGUCUAGGCCG